AUGCAUUUCAUCAUAUCCAACUUGAACAUUGCCAAUUGCAUGUUGGUCAAUCUUCAUGCUCAACACUCAGGUGCAAAAGCCCAGCAGCUUCACUACUUGUUUAAGAAGCCUGAUUUUAAUGUCUGUCAAAACAGAAAGGCUUUUCAGCUGCUGUACAAUUGUGAUGUACCAGCAGAUGUUCCUGCUGCAGCUGAUAGAGAAAGUGACAACAACAACAAUGACAGCCACCAAAAAAGCACCACUGAAGAUCCUUCUGCUGAAAAAUGCAAGAUGACUAGCAAGAAAAUAGUGAAAACAAAGGAAGCAGAUGUCAUUGAUGAAUCCCACCAUUGUCAUAAAGUGCCAAAGAAGGUGACAGAGGAUGGCAACAAGGAGAGAGCUCCUGCUGCCAAGGAGGUACAGAAGAUGAUGCAGAGAGGAUCUAUAGAUGAGGCUGGAUUGUCAAAGGCUGGACCAUUGAAUACUCAGUGA
Guyanagaster necrorhizus is the source of this 471-nucleotide messenger RNA. RefSeq lists its product as uncharacterized. NCBI's taxonomy places the organism in Eukaryota, Fungi, Basidiomycota, Agaricomycetes, Agaricales, Physalacriaceae. Bases 1 to 471 code for a protein of 156 amino acids. The transcript has 4 exons. The record is from RefSeq and is a predicted model, not a curated record.